CUUUCAUUUGUGAAUCCACAAAUUUAAUUUCCUUCAUAUCCUAAUUAUUUACAUUUAUUUGAGCAAGGAUCAACAAUUUAACAACUUUAAAGGUCCGGUAAUUUACAUUUUUAAUCCCCUGUAUAUCCUAAAUAUUUACAUCCUAAAUUACAUAAACUUAUUUUCUCGCAUAAAUAAUCUUAGGGUAAUUCACAUUCAUUAUAAUCAUUUAAAACCAUCCCAACAGACUCCAAGCAUGCAAAUGAGCAUUUUUAUUACUAAUAAUUUUAUGAUUCUAUUUGCAAAUUUAAAUUUAAAGUUAAGCAUUCCUUAACUGAAGGCAUAUAACAUUAAUCUUUUCCUUUAAAACCUAAUUCUAUACAUACAUCAGAGCAAGGUUAUUGACUUAUACAUUAAUCUUUAGAAGGAUAAAUACAUUUAUCAUUUUAUAAAAUAAAACCUUUCAAUAUACAAGCAAUGGCACAACUAAUUUAUAACAAACAUUCUUAAAUACUCGGUAAAUAACAUAUUUCCAAUUUUUCUUCAUAUUUCAAGCAUAUAUUAUUAUUAUUUAUAUUACAAUAUUAUUAAUCACUAUCCUAAAGUAAAUUUGUUUAUAUAAUAAAACCAUGUUCUUUGCAUAAAUUUGUACAAGGAUAAGAAUAUAAGCAAUCAUAUGGGCUUGGAUAUUUACAUUUAUUAUUAUUUUCUUAAUCUAUUAAAAAACCUUAAUAUAUACAUUAUUGACUACAAAAAUUUUCUAAAAGACAUUGAUCAUGAUUUUUUAAACUGCAUUUUUAAGAAUUUUCGUUUUUUAUUAAAUUCCUUAAUUUUAUACAAACAUCACUGCAAUAAUCUAAUUAUUAGCAUUCUAAAAUUUCCGGAAUUCUACAUUAUCCAACCCCUUAAAAUCCAUAUUUUCUACAUAAUUCGUUACAUAUAUCAAUCUCAAGACAAUCUUCAAUCGAAGGUUCUUUGCAUUUACUUGAAUCUUCGGAAAAUUUUAGAUAUCCUAAAGAAAAACACGCAGUUUUUUGAAAUGAGCACCCUUCUUCUGAUAAUAGGCAGUCCUAGGGAUUAAAACAAAUUAAAGAAUUAUCUGAUGCUUGUAUAUAACCUGCUUUAAUGCACGGAUUAUUGA
Molecule: messenger RNA, 1120 nt
Organism: Ichthyophthirius multifiliis
Lineage: Eukaryota; Ciliophora; Oligohymenophorea; Hymenostomatida
Exons: 1
Source: RefSeq, a predicted model, not a curated record